AUGUCGAUCUUGCCAGAGUACAGUAGCACCGUUGCUACCGACCCGGAAACAAGCAUGCAUCGGGAGGGUUUCUGGAAACGAAAGAGAAAGCUUGUUCCCGCUACGAAAGAUGAAGAGGCGCGGAUCCAAUGCGGAUCCUCAGCGCACAACAUCCUCGAGCAGUCGACCAAGGCAAGUAAUACACUCCUCUCAGCAGCAUCCCUCUUGCUCUUGCUUCCGGCCGUUGCUCUCGCCGCGCCCAAACCAAUUGUACACACGCGCACCUCGCCAUCGUUGUUCCCUCGAUCCUUCACGCGGACCCUUGGGCGCCGUGAGACCUGCGUCGACACAUGUGGCUCCACGUGCUACUGGCAGGAAGACAUCGACGCCGCCGUCCAACAGGGAUACAGCCUCUACCAGUCCGGUGAGACUGUCGGCGACAACGACUACCCGCACGAAUUCGACGACCGUGAAGGCUUCGACAUCUCCGUGUCUGGACCAUGGUACGAGUUCCCUAUCCUGAGUAGCUAUAAGGUCUACACCGGCGGAUCGCCGGGGGCGGACAGGGUUGUUUUCAACGAUGAGGGCACACUCGCCCUGGUUGUCACACACACAGGCGCAAGUGGAGAUAAUUUUGUCGAAUGUAGCGGUGCACAGCCUUAA
Messenger RNA from Exophiala spinifera, 642 nucleotides. RefSeq lists its product as uncharacterized. The transcript has 3 exons. The record is from RefSeq and is a predicted model, not a curated record. Gene Ontology annotation, molecular function: RNA binding; RNA nuclease activity. Bases 1 to 642 code for a protein of 213 amino acids. NCBI's taxonomy places the organism in Eukaryota, Fungi, Ascomycota, Eurotiomycetes, Chaetothyriales, Herpotrichiellaceae.